CACAAACGGCGGUGGCGGCAGCCCAAUGAAACCCGCGAACAUCGCGCGAGCGGUUCAAAUCUUUUUCCUACGCCCGCGCACUUCCUGCUUCACCGUUCGCGGCUCGGCUCGUCCGCCCAACCAAAGAAUUGUUAUCAAUCCGAUUGUAAUAAUCGAAUCCACGGGCUGAUAACAGGAUGCGAUGUCCAUCGGUGAUAGCGAAUGAAGUCCGUUGUUCGUACUCAUUACCCCUUCGGUUUGUUGUGCGCGACGGCCGUCCCGUUUUACCUUUUUCCCGGUCCGGAGCACACGUAACCGAUUUUUUGCACUUAUAACUGUAGUACGUUUUUCCAUUAGAGUCCGCAGUUUUCUUUCAAUCUUUUUGACUAUGGAGUGAUCUGUAGGCAUAUCAUACCUGUGUGGAUAAUACGUGUACGAUAUUAAUUUCUGUAGAACUGUGAUCAUGACGUCCACAGAGCCAAUGAGUCUGAGCAAAACUUGGGAACUGUCGUUGUAUGAACUUCACAGAACGCCGCAAGAGGCGAUCACGGAUAGCACGGAAAUCGCCGUGUCCCCUCGGAGCUUGCACAGCGAGUUAAUGUGUCCUAUUUGUCUAGAUAUGCUCAAGAAGACCAUGACUACUAAAGAAUGUCUUCAUAGAUUUUGUUCAGACUGUAUUAUUACUGCUCUUCGUUCUGGUAAUAAAGAGUGUCCUACUUGUCGCAAAAAAUUAGUGUCUAAACGUUCAUUGCGCCCAGAUCCGAAUUUUGAUCUGUUGAUCUCAAAAAUCUACCCUAGUCGUGAUGAAUAUGAAGCACACCAAACCAGAGUAUUAGAAAAAUUAAAUAAAAGUCACAGUCAAGCAAAUUUAGUGCAAUCUAUUAAUGAAGGCAUUAAAAUUCAAACACAAAAUAGAUUGCAACGUACUAAUAAAAAGAAUCAACAAGAUGAACAAAACGAGAGUGGUUCUUCGUCUACACCUAAAACAUCUUCAAAUAAUAUAGGACCCAGUAAAGAUAAUGUCACGAGAACUGUGGUUCAAGCAAAGGUAGCUAAAAAGCUUAAAACUGUAAUGAUUUCUGAAAAUGAUGGUCCGGUAUCGUCAUCAGCUGAUAGAUCAGAUAUCACUGAGUGUGAUGGUUCAUCUAGAGGAGUAACUUUAGAUGAAAUUGAAUUGGUAUUUAAACCUCAUCCAACUGAAAUGGGUAGUGAUAAUCAAUUGAUUAGAGUUUUGAAAGAGAAUUCUAUUCGAUAUAUUAAAACUACAGGCAAUGCUACAGUUGAUCAUUUAAGCAAAUAUUUAGCAAUGCGACUUACAUUGGACCUUGGUUCAAAGAUUCCAGAACGAUCGUUAAGUUUUUUAAUAUAUGUUGCUCCAACUACGGAUCAAUUUGUUCCAUUAAGUGGAAAUCAAACUUUACGACAAGUCCAUGAUAAAUAUUGGAAAGUGAACAAACCAUUAGAAAUGUUUUACUCAUUUACCUAAAUCAGUUAAGUAUAUCUAAUAUAAUUUGUAAUUAAAAUAUAUUUUACUAAUUAUUUUGAAUUUGACCAAAAUAAGAAAGUGGUUAAUUUAAUUUUAACUCAAAGUUAUAACCUACAAAUUUGUAUAAUUUAUAAUAUUUAAAAUUUUGUGUGUCAAAAAAGUUUCAGAUUUAUGAAGAUAGAAAAGUAUGAUUUAAUAGUAGAAUAGAUCUUUAGUAGUUAAGCUUAAGAUCUUUUGAACCCUUAAUCUUGUCUUGUGUGUAGUUAUGGUUAUAAUUUAUUUAAUAUAACUUUCAAACCUCUUUUCUUCUAUUCGCAGAUAGUCCAAUUUUAUUAAUCUUGAGCAAUUUAGUUAUUUUUCCAUCUAGGCUUUUGUCUUAAUAUUAAUAAGUGCAGAGUAAUUUUUUCUUCAGCUCCAGAAUUUUUUUUAAAAAUCUGUACAUACUUAAUAUUGUCCAACUAUAACGCAUUUCCAUUAUCAAAGACUGAUAUUAAUUACUGAUAUUACACUCUCUUAUUAGCUAUCAUAUUGAUGUUUGUACAUUGAAGCUGUGAAGGUUUAGAUUUUAUCAAGCGUUGUACAAUAGUCCUAAAUUCUUUA
Sipha flava (yellow sugarcane aphid) is the source of this 2065-nucleotide messenger RNA. RefSeq names its product E3 ubiquitin-protein ligase RING1-like. Bases 443 to 1465 code for a protein of 340 amino acids. The record is from RefSeq and is a predicted model, not a curated record. Gene Ontology annotation, molecular function: chromatin binding; ubiquitin protein ligase activity. Lineage: Eukaryota; Metazoa; Arthropoda; Insecta; Hemiptera; Aphididae. The transcript is spliced from 3 exons. Gene Ontology annotation, cellular component: ubiquitin ligase complex; PcG protein complex.